UUACUUGAUACUACAACUGCCCUGGGAGAACUAGGAUGGAAAACAUUUCCCUUAAAUGGGUGGGAUGCCAUAACUGAAAUGGAUGAGCACAACCGUCCCAUUCACACUUACCAGGUGUGCAAUGUGAUGGAGCCCAACCAGAACAACUGGCUGCAAACCAACUGGGUCUCCCGCGACGCCGCGCAGAAAAUCUACGUGGAGUUGAAGUUCACCCUGAGGGACUGCAACAGCAUUCCCUGGGUGCUGGGGACCUGCAAGGAAACGUUCAAUCUCUACUACAUGGAGUCAGAUGAGCCUCACGGAGUAAAAUUCAAACCAAACCAGUACACUAAAAUUGAUACCAUAGCUGCUGAUGAGAGCUUUACCCAGAUGGACUUGGGCGACCGCAUCCUCAAGCUCAACACCGAAGUUCGUGAAGUUGGGCCGAUCAACAAGAAGGGAUUUUACCUUGCUUUUCAGGACAUUGGAGCGUGCAUUGCUUUGGUGUCAGUCCGUGUGUAUUACAAGAAGUGCCCUUUCACGGUCCGUAACUUGGCCAUGUUUCCUGACACCAUUCCAAGGGUGGAUUCUUCCUCGCUGGUGGAAGUACGGGGCUCCUGCGUGAAGAGCGCUGAGGAACGGGACACCCCAAAGCUGUAUUGUGGGGCAGAUGGGGAUUGGCUGGUGCCUCUGGGACGAUGCAUCUGCAGCGUGGGGUAUGAAGAACUGGAUGGUUCCUGCCAUGCUUGCAGGCCUGGAUUCUAUAAAGCAUUUGCUGGAAAUGUGAAGUGCUCCAAGUGCCCUCCACACAGUUUGACUCAUAUAGAAGCAACUUCUGUGUGUCAGUGUGAGAAAGGUUAUUUCAGAGCUGAGAAGGACCCACCAACUAUGGCAUGUACCCGACCACCUUCUGCUCCGAGGAAUGUGGUUUUCAACAUCAACGAAACAGCUCUGAUGCUGGAGUGGAGCCCCCCGAGCGACACUGGAGGAAGGAAGGAUCUCACCUACAGCGUCAUCUGCAAGAAGUGCGGGUCGGACGCCAGCCAGUGCGAGAUCUGCGGGGGAGGCAUCCGCUUCAUCCCCAGGCACACGGGGCUCAUCAACUCCUCCGUGACCGUGCUCGACUUCGUGUCGCACGUCAACUACACCUUCGAGAUAGAGGCCACCAACGGCGUCUCGGAGCUCAGCUUCUCCCCCAAGCAGUUCACAGCCAUCACGGUCACCACAGACCAAGAUGCACCCACCUUGAUAGGUAUGGUAAGGAAGGACUGGGCUUCCCAAAACAGCAUUGCCCUCUCCUGGCAAGAGCCGGACUUUCCCCAUGGAGCAGUUCUGGACUACGAGAUCAAGUACUAUGAGAAAGUCUACCCACGGAUAGCGCCGGCAUUUUGGCACUACCUGCGGGUAGAAGAGCAUGAGCAGCUCAGCUAUUCCUCCACAAGGUCCAAGGCUCCAAGUGUUAUCAUCACAGGUCUCAAGCCAGCCACCAAGUACAUAUUUCAUAUCAGAGUCAGGACGGCAGCAGGAUACAGCGGCUAUAGCCAGAAGUUUGAAUUUGAAACUGGAGAUGAAACUUCUGAUAUGGCUGCAGAGCAGGGACAGAUUCUUGUGAUUGCCACUGCUGCUGUUGGUGGAUUCACUCUCCUGGUCAUCCUCACUUUGUUCUUCCUCAUCACUGGCAGAUGCCAGUGGUACAUAAAGGCCAAAAUGAAAUCUGAGGAGAAAAGAAGGGCUCAUUUGCAAAAUGGACACUUACAUUUCCCAGGACUCAAAACAUACAUAGAUCCAGACACGUAUGAAGACCCAUCUCUUGCUGUCCAUGAGUUUGCCAAGGAGAUUGAUCCUUCAAGAAUUCGUAUUGAAAGAGUCAUUGGGGCAGGGGAGUUUGGAGAAGUGUGCAGUGGACGCCUGAAGACACCAGGAAAAAGAGAGAUCCCUGUUGCCAUUAAAACUCUGAAGGGUGGCUAUAUGGACAGGCAGAGGAGAGAUUUCCUGAGGGAGGCGAGUAUCAUGGGACAGUUUGAUCACCCAAAUAUCAUUCGUCUUGAAGGAGUUGUUACAAAGAGAUCCUUUCCGACCAUUGGUGUGAAGUCUCUUUCGAGAUUCCUGAGGGCGGGAUUUUUAAAUAGCAUCCUGGCCUCACAUCCAGUGGCAGGGGGUGGAUCUUUACCCCCCAGCAUUUCCUCUGGCAGACCAGUAAUGAUUGUAGUUGAAUACAUGGAGAACGGAUCCCUUGACUCCUUCCUGCGGAAGCACGAUGGGCACUUCACAGUGAUCCAGCUGGUUGGAAUGCUGCGGGGGAUUGCCUCUGGCAUGAAGUACCUGUCGGACAUGGGCUACGUGCACCGGGACCUGGCAGCGCGCAACAUCCUGGUCAACAGCAACCUCAUGUGCAAAGUCUCAGAUUUUGGCUUGUCACGGGUGCUGGAGGAUGACCCCGAAGCCGCCUACACCACAAGUGGUGGGAAGAUCCCCAUCAGGUGGACUGCUCCCGAAGCCAUCGCUUACCGCAAGUUCUCCUCAGCCAGCGAUGCGUGGAGCUACGGAAUUGUCAUGUGGGAGGUGAUGUCCUACGGAGAGAGGCCCUACUGGGAGAUGUCCAACCAGGAUGUACAUGGAUAUCUGAUUUCUCUGAACAGAGAGAGAUGGGUGCUAUGCAUGUGGCAGAGCAAGAGCUAAAAUAAAUAUAUAAAUAAAUAAGGAACUAAAAUGCUCUAAUUCUUCCUUUGAGACUUGAUUCCCAUUGCAGUAUUAGACACUUAUCAGAUCUUUACUCUUGCUUCUUAGACUCUAAAAAUAAUACUUGCCUCACAAGGGAUACUAAUGAGGCAAUAUUUCCAGUUUAUUUUUAAAAUGUGCUGGUAUUAAUGAGAAAUUAUAAUUAUCCCAGUACCAGCUGGCAUUUCUCUUCAUACUGAAAUGUUCCUUUUGAACAAGAGAGGAAACAAAAUGCACUGUGACUUCAUUUUCAGAGGUAUGUUAAAAUAAAGUGUGGCAGAGAAAAUACAUCUGGAAAAUUAUGGUUGCUUUUAGGCUUUUCCUGAAUAAAUUCAUUCAGCAAAACCUCAUCAGCCCUCUAUUGUUGUGUUGAGCAAAUGCUGUAUGUCUCUGAAAAGCCAAGCAGCAUUCCUGUUGCCUUAAAAACAAAAUACAUUUCAUACAUUUCAUAAAUUCCAUGUUUGCAACAUGCACAGUUAAAUGUAAAAAUUUCGGUAUCUGCAUUUCUGGGCUGCUGAGGAUGGCCUCAUCAGUGGUCAGCACCAACUAAGCUCUGCCCCUCUGUCAUGAGUGUCUACUGAACCCACUUCUGACAAACUGCUUGAGAUACAUUAAUAAUAAAUGUAGAAACAAAUGUGAAUAAAAUUCAAUGCACGUGGUUGAGUUUUUCCCGUCCUGAGUCCACAGGGGCAUUUCUGUCACUGGGAGGCAAGGUUCUGAGGGAAAUAUUUCCUUGGCAAUGUGAUAGUGGCAUUUUCUCCUGUAACAGCAGCAGGUACAUUACAGGACCAGGUCACCUGUGUUUAUAGAACAAGCAGCUGUGUGCAGCUACAGAAGCCUUGUUCCAUUUCCUGCCAUGCCAUCAAGGGGAGCUCAGGUCCUAACACAGCUUCAUUACUCUUAUUUUAUUUACAUAAUGCUUGCAGCAUAAGCAUUAGGCAUUGCUGAGCAGAGCCAGCAUUAAUUCAGAAUUCAAAUAGAGAACAGGGAUGUAUUCCAGGAUAAAAAGAUUGAACAUAUUGAAGCCAGAGCUGGUGCUGUAAAACAUUGAUUUGCUGUAAAGAGUUUAAUGUAACCCCUUCCAGCUGCAUUAAUAUGUCGGCAGCAUGUCCGUACAUCUGUGUGAAAAUGACAAAUGUCUCCUUGCAGCACAGAGGGUAUCAAUGCAGCAGGUGUGUUCCUCCUAAGUGCACGGUGUGGCUGUAAAUAUUGUGUGCAAUCCUUUGUACAUUAAAAAACAUUAGAAAUCCAGCACUGGCUGGAUUUUUAUGGGGGAGGGUUAUGCACGUGCGGUAAGGCUGGACUUUUUUCUAGUUUC
Messenger RNA from Cyanistes caeruleus (blue tit), 4015 nucleotides. The record is from RefSeq and is a predicted model, not a curated record. NCBI's taxonomy places the organism in Eukaryota, Metazoa, Chordata, Aves, Passeriformes, Paridae.